UAGAAAAAAAAAAAAAAAGGCGGUUUUGCAGACGCCGUUGUCGCCCGCAGCUGCUCUCCGUCAGCCAUGGUCAACCCCACUGUGUUCUUUGACAUCGCCGUCGACGGCGAGCCUUUGGGCCGCGUCUCCUUCGAGCUAUUUGCAGACAAAGUUCCAAAGACAGCAGAAAACUUCCAUGCUCUGAGCACCAGAGAGAAAGGAUUCGGUUAUAAGGGUUCCUGCUUUCACAGGAUUAUUCCAGGAUUUAUGUGCCAAGGUGGUGACUUCACACGCCACAAUGGCACCGGCGGCAAGUCCAUCUAUGGAGAGAAGUUCGAGGAUGAAAACUUCCUGCUGAAGCACACAGGUCCUGGCAUCUUGUCCAUGGCAAAUGCUGGGCCCAACACAAACGGCUCCCAGUUCUUCAUCUGCACUGUCAAGACUGAAUGGUUGGAUGGCAAGCAUGUGGUCUUUGGCAGAGUGAAAGAGGGCAUGGGCAUGGUGGAAGCCAUGGAACACUUUGGGUCCGAGAAUGGCAAGACCAGCAAGAAGAUCACCAUUGCCAACUGUGGACAACUCUAAUGCGUCUGAGUUUUAUCUCACCCACCUGACCAUUCCUCUAGCUCAGGAGAGCGCCCUCCGCCCCAUCUGCUCGUGACACCCUGAAUUGUGCUCUCCCUGCCGGUCUUUGGUUCCGUGUUUUCCUUACUUCCCCUCCAAGUCUAGCGGAAUUGCAGAGUUAAAAGUUAUGAUUAU
Messenger RNA from Oryctolagus cuniculus (rabbit), 735 nucleotides. NCBI's taxonomy places the organism in Eukaryota, Metazoa, Chordata, Mammalia, Lagomorpha, Leporidae. The record is from RefSeq and is a predicted model, not a curated record.